GAUUUAGUAGAUAGGUUCUGGCGCCAGGGCUGACCUUACAAGAAUCAGUUGUUUCUGUACGGCUUUUUCUCUGUAAACUGUUUGUUGGAUUCUUGAUUUUUAGCUAGCAAAUUUUGCUUCUUGAGGGUUAUAAAACAUAAUAACAUUUUUCGAAGUUUAAAUCACUCUUGACGGGCUGUAUUGAUGUGUGACAACAUAACUUCUGAAAUUCCUUUCCCCAAAUAUUUACUUUUCACUAAAUGUGAUUGAGUAUAUCUGGCUCUGUCACUCACUUAUAAUCUUACCAAUGCUAGUGAUUUCAACAUGGAAGACUUCUCUUUGUCACUAAAAAGUGAUAUUGUUCAUUCUUGUACUAUGGAAAAAUCAGAUAAUCCAUCGGCAAAAUGUCAUGAUAUUUUGUCCAGUCAGGGUUCUAAAACAAAUUCAGCUACAAGUCAAAAUAAUAAUAACGAUGCUUGCCGGACUGAUAAUGUAACAACUGAAGAACGGCCAGUUGAAACAAUCACUGAAGAUUUGGAACCUGCUUUACGACGCAGUAAACGUGGUAAAGGCAGACCUAGCAACACUCAUAAUGCAAACAGUAAUAAUAAUAAUGAUGGAACUUCAGACGAUCAUGUUCCUUCAUGCAUUAUUUCGGGUACUGAAUAUCACACAGGUGAUUUUGUUUAUUAUGAAGAACCAGAUUUUGAAUAUUAUACAAUUGGUUUAAUUGAAGAAAUUAAAGUAUCUAGACGUGAUAAAUUUUCAAUAUUUAUUAAAUGUUUUUAUCGUACACGUGAUAUACCGGAUAUUUCAAAACAAGGUCUUCCUGAUCGAGAUAAUUAUCCAAUUCAUUCAAAUAUUAAAUUAAUUCGUGAUAUAUUUGCUCGUGAAUUAUUUGUCUCUGAAGUUCAAGAAACUUUACCAGCUAAACAACUUCGUGGUUUAUGUAAAGUGAAUUAUUUACCUGAUUUAAAAACUGCAUUAUCUACAUUUUCACCAGAAGAAGAUGAUAGUUUUUUCUAUGUAUUUGCAUAUAAUCCUGAAACUCGUCGUUUAUCAAAAAUUCGUGCAGAAAUACGAGUUGGACAAGCCUAUCAAGCUUUAUUGCCUGAAUUUCGUCAUUCUCCACCAGCUAAGUAUCGCUUUGGACAUAGUCGAGGCAGUUUUCGAUCAAUUAAACGUAGUCACAAAUCAAAAAUUAAAUUGGAAACAUCAUACAAAUCUAACCAAGAUGUUAAUACACUCAAAUGUUGUUUAAGAAAAUCUCAUUCAUUGUCACCGUAUUAUCGUCGUAAAUACCGGUGUAAAGCAAUGAAGUCAGUUACUGCUACUAAUACUACUGCUGAUAGUAGUAAUAAUAAUGAUAAUUUAACAAAUCAACCAACAAUCAAUGAUACAUUGAAUAUUUCUAAUCCUGACAAUAAUUCUACUAUUUCAAUGUUGAAUAAUAAUAAAACACUAAAAACAUCUUUAGAAUUAUCACAAACUGAUAACAAUCUUAUUAGUAGUAAUAAUCAUGUCACUUGUGAAAUAGAUACUAUACCAAAUUUAUCAGAAGAUAUGAAAAAUUCUGAAGAUAACAAUGUUGAAAUAGAUGUUCAACAACAACAAUUAGAUACACAAAAUUCCAUACAACUGUUAAAUUUACCGCCAAAAUUAGAGAAUGCAAAUGAUUUUAAAGAUUCUUUAAACACUAUAACUACUACUGAUUAUUCUCAUCAUAGAAAGCAUCAUUCUUUGUGUAUGCACAAGAAUCAUUCAUAUUAUAGAAAACAAUUACAUCAUCAUAGGAAAAAACGACAUCGUCGGUUACGACGGCGGUGGCGUCAACAACAAUCACAAUGCAAAGAGGUACUUGUAUGGAGUCCUGGUGGUUUAUCCUCUGCUCUGUCUGGUACAUCUAAGAAAUUUGAUUUUUCAAAUAACACUGCUUAUAAUCAUAAUAACAUUAAUCUUAAUGAUAUCAAUGACAAUUUUAGUAAUGUAUCAAAUAACAUCAGCACUGAUUUCAAUUCUAUGCUUUCCGAUGAACCAUUAAAGAAUUAUUUAGAUGCUGUACGGUCAAUGGUGGCAUUUUUCGGAUUUGGUGGCGCUGAUGAUGAUUUAGCAUCAGCUGAAAAUGGUCUGGUACUGGCUAAUUUAGCUGCAACAACACAACAUGCUUAUGAUACAUUACAUAAGUGUAAUUAUUCGUUAAGAAAUGCCCUGCAAGCGAUAUCAUGUAAUCCUAUUGUAGCUAAGGAUACACCUAGACAUUGGACAACAGAUCAAGUUCGUUUAUUUGCACAUGCUUUACGUAUUCAUGGUAAAGAUUUUUUUAAAAUUCAACGAAAUUUCUUUGGUGGGAAAACAUUCGUUAAUAAUAAUAAUGAUAAUAAUAAUAACAAUAACUCUACCGGCAAUAAUGGAAAUAAUGUAAAUGGUGUUGGCCUCUGGAAUUCAAGUCAAGUUGGCAAUGGACGUUUACGUGGUCGUGGUCGUCGUAAAUUGGGCGGCACAGGCGGUAGCGGUGUCUGUUCAAGUGCAUCUACAUUGAAAUUAUCUAGUUUAAAAUCAGAUGAAACCGGCAGUAGUACCUCAGUAGCAACAGUGGUACCGAGUAAAUUGGAUGAAGUUAAACAAGAGGAUGCUACAUUUGUACCUACCUCUGGGUCAUCACAUGACGGUGGAGAAUCAGUUGAGAACGGUAUUGUGUCAGGAUCCACCACACUAAAAGGAUCAAAUUGCAAUGAUGAAAGCACUCUAUCCACAGGUCUUCCUGUCACAAACGAACCAAUCAAGACUGUCAAGGAAUUGAUAGCUUUUUAUUAUUAUUGGAAACGGAAAGGUACAUCGUCUUGCUCAUCCUCAUCGUCAUCAGCAUCGAUUAGUGGUGUAGGGGGUGGUGGACAUGGUGGUCUGAGUUCAGUUGCAGCGAAUUUUGCAACUGCAGUAGUUGCGGCCACACUUAAUACUACUACUAAUGAUACUAGUGUCGCUGGUGCUAAUAAUAAUCAUAUCCCAUCUUCAUUAAGCGGCAAUACAACAACUCCUUUCGAAUCAGCUAAUAAUUUGAAUGGUAGUGCAUUCUCUACUCAAGCUCAUAUCACUUCUGUCAGUGUUAAGAAAAGGAAACCAACUAAUCGUGGUUGUGUUCUAACUAAACAAGCUUGGCUUGGUAUCAUUGAACAUCGUAAAGCUGCAGAGUAUGAACUACGAAGAUUAUUAACAUUGAAAUAUGAAAAGAAUGAUCAUCAUAAUCAUAAUCAUAAUAAUACUCAUAAAAAGAAUGAUGAAUUACAACAUCAAAAAACUGUCAAUUAUUCAAAAUCAACAUUGAUGAAUGAUGAUAAAUCAGAGUCGAUUGAUCCAAGUCAUCCUGAAUCAGAAAUUGAAGAGAAUUAUGAUUUAGCUAACACUGGGCAUGAUGAUGUUGAUAUACCUGUGACAUCUAGUGAGAAAGCAGAAGAAAUUACACCAGUCUCUACAACAUCAAGUGCGGAUUCACUGUCAACUAGUCGAUCACGUAAACGUGUAUGUAGAAAUUGUUCUGUGGAGUUGGCAUCUACUGGGGAAAGUCCGCCUUCACCUAUGCCUAAUCAUCAUCAUUUGGGACAAUUACGAUUUCUUUGUUCUGAUUGUCGUAUUUAUUUACAAAAAUACGGUGAAUUGAAGUGUACAUUGAAAGAAGAGGAAAUUAAUAAUCCAUCUGAAACACUGAAUUCAAUAUCCAAUGACGGAAAGCUUCAAAAGAAAGAAUCAAAUGAUGGAAAUCUUUUAGACACCAUUGAAGAAGAUGAAUUAGAUGCUAGACAUGGAAUGAAAGAUGAUCCUUCAAAUGAAAUCACUGUUAAUCCCAUAUUGGAUGACAUAAAACCAACAUGUUCAUUAACCACAUCAUCUACAACAAAUUAUCAUAGAAAACAUAAGAAACAUUCAUUAAAUCGAUUGAAGAAACAAUCUCAUUCUGAUAAUUACGACUCAUCAACUAGCUUUUCAUCAUCUUCUUCAUUAUGUUCGCUUAAUUUACACAUGGAUAAACAUUAUUCUACUUCAUCGUCAACUUCAUCAUCGCCGAGAUCAUCUCAGUUAGAAGAUGAAGAAGUAGACGAGGAAGAGGAUUCAGACUCUAUUGGAUCUGAUUAUGAAUUUAACAGUUCACCCAGUUGUAGUAGUAUUGCUAGUUCCAUUAGUUGUAAAUCGCCUUUAAUAGAUCAUGAAUUGAAUGAAAUUAACUCAGAAUGUCCUAGUUAUCGUCAUAUGAAAAGAAAAAGACGAAAAAAUUCACAUCUACGUAUUAAAGGCAAAAAACAUAUAUGCAAUGAUAUAGACUAUAUGUGUAAGCCACCGCCUAAAUUGGAUGAUAAUAGAGACUAUGAUUGUAACGAAGAUAAUCAAUGCUUCUCUAUUCAACCUAAGAUUGAUACAAAUGAUUCUCAUUGUUCUGAUACUACUAAGACAGCUUUACAAUCAUCAGAGAUUCUUUCAAGUUCUAAUCUUAUUGAUUCACGUGAUACUAAGGGACAUAUUUCCAACGUAUUAUAUUCUAACACUAUUAACAAUAGUAGUAAUGGUAAUACUAAUAAACUUGAUGGACUAAAAAAAGACUCUACAAUGAAAUUAUCAACUCCCAUCGAAAUUAAUAAUAAUGGUGAUCGACAAUCGCCUGGAGAAAUUGAUGAUCAACAACGGAAUAAUGAUGCUGAUAAUGACGAUAAUAGUAUGCGUGAAUUAGAAAUUGAUAAGUUAAUUACUGCAACUAACGAAUCAAAUCCACUAUCCUGUUUCAUAGACGCACAUCGUUCCACCUGGUCACAUCUUGUACGUAUCUGGGAUAGACAAAUACAAUAUUCACAUACAACAACUACUCCUGGAACAGAUUAUCAAUCAACAAAGAUUGAAACAAAUAUUGGUUCAUGUGCUCGUACGGAUUUAAUAUAUUGUGGCAGAGGAUUAAAUGAUAUUUCAUUGAAUAAUCGAGAAUUUUGGCAUAUGCAAAAAUGUAAUUUAUUCACAAAAUAUGCUGAUACAGCUAUUGGACCUGGUGUUCAUCUUUAUCUUUCAUCAUCUCUACCAAGUACUUUGGAUAAUUCAAUAAAUGUAGUCAAUAGUGAAUCAAUAACUAAGUCGGAAAUAUUAAAUUUAACUUCACCUAAUGCGAACUAUACAAAUAUGUCGUGUAAUCCAUCUCCAGGUAUUCAUGAUUCAUCAUCGACUGCACUUGAUUUAUGCUCACGUAAUAGUUCCAAACGAUCAUUUAUUCCAUCGUCAACAACAGAACAACCAUGUACAAAAUCUCGUCGAUCAUUUCAAUGUGAUACUAUCAAUAAUCCUUAUCUGCAUUCGAUCUCAUUAAAUGUUCCAAAUACCAAUAUAUCUUGUUCUACCGUGUUGAAUAGUAGUAGUAAUACUAUAUCCAAUUCACAAAUACUGCCAACAGGAGCUGAAUUGAGACCGACUGUCAACAAUACUACUACUAAUAAUAAUAAUAUGUCAAGCCAACAACAACGACAACUCCAAACUAUGUAUGAACAAGCUUUAAUAUUUGCUGCAGCUGCGGCAGGUCAUUAUCAACAUAGUCCUCCUGUUCCUCCUGGUCCAGUACGCGACACAUGUAAAUUUUUCCCAACUAAUUUUGAAUUGAAUAAUCAAAUGAAACAGUCACCCGUUGUAUCUUCUCCAAAUCUACGUUUUAUAAGCUCAAAUAAUAGUAAUAGUAAUAACAGUAAUAAUCCUUUAAUGUCAACUAGAUUGGGUGCUGCAACUGGAACAUUCUAUCCACCAAUUUCUUCUCUGUCAACUUCAACUGGUAUUUCGUCCUCAUUAUCGUCUGGCAAUAAUAAUAAUACUUUCGGAAUAAAUAAACCAUCGAUUAGUGGUGCUCCAUUCAACUUCAACCUAAAUGAUCCUCAAUACCAAUCAUUAAAUCUUCCACCGCCACAGAUGGCUAUGUCCGCUAGUGGUGUCGGUUCUACGUCUAUUCCUCACGGAUCGAAUUUCAACCCUACUACUGGUAGUAGUAUUAGUAGUAGUUACAAUGGCUUGGGAUCUUCAUCUUCUAACUCAUCAGUGCCAGGGAAUCAACUUUAUAAUCAUCCAGAGUUUUUACAACGGCAAUUAGCUUUGAUGGGAUUACUUCCACCUGGUUCAAUACCUCCUGAACAUAUGAUGCCUAUUACAUCAGUAGAACAACGUGAAAUUGAAGCAUUUCAACGAUUAAUGACUGAAAGACUUGAAUAUUUAAGAAAUACUACAAAUAAUAAUAAUAAUAAUCCACAACAACAGCGUACUAUAACUCCAGUUGAACAAAUUUAUCAACAUCAUCAACAACAACAACAACAACAAGAACUUUUUGCUACAGCAUUUUCAGCUGAAAUGGCUUCAAGACUUGAAAGUAUGUCUUCUAUUUAUUCAAAUCAAGAUUGUCUAUUCCCUUUAUCAUUUAAUUUAUCACAUUGUGAAACGAAUAAUGGUGCAAUGACAUCUGCAGUAAAUAGUAUAUCUACUCGACCUACAGCUUCGGUUCAAUUACCACAAAAUACACGUUUUCCACAACAAUCAAUUCAAUGUAAUACUCCAUUGUUAACUAAUCGUUUUCCUAUAAAUCAUUCAGAUAUUCAUAAUAUUAAUAAAACACCACCAAUGGCACAUCAUAAUUCUUCAUAUUCUACAUCUCGUGAUAGUUCUACAAAUUUAAAUGUUAAUAUUUCACCUAUGUCAUUAAAUGUAGUACCUACACGUGCUCAACCAAAUAUACCUUUUAGUACACCUAUUUCUCAUGGGACUAAUCGAUCAACAGCACGUAAUUCAAAUACUCAAUCAUUGUCAUCAUCAGCAUCUUCUUCCAAUUUACAAGAACAAGUAUUGAAUGCUGCUAAACUGGCUAUGAUGGCUGCUAAUAUGCAGUCUGAUCCGAACAAAGCAUUAACAUUUGCAAGUUUAGCUGCGGCAGCUUUCACAGAAAUGGCAUCAUCAUCACAAGAUAAAAAGUUACCGUCACGUAGUAAUGAUCAUUCAUCAUCAUCUCAUCAUCCAUUGUCUGGAAUUCAAGAGAAUUUAUCACAAAGAAAUAUGAAUAUUCCAACAUCCAACAUGAGAUUACGUUCUCCAGUCGGGAGUAGUAGUGGACAGUACAAUUCAGAUUGUAAUAACAGUAUUCCUACUCCUGGUGUUGUACUCUCCAAUUUUAUGCAUCAAAAUACACAUAAAGAAAGACGUCGCCAGAAUAGUCAUUUAGCUUCAAACAAUAUUGCAUCUCAUUCACCUGGUGUAGUAUCUCAAUCAUCAAAUCGUUUACAGUCUCCUCCUGUACAUUAUUCACAUCCAGAAUCCCGAUCAUUUAAUAACGAUAGUAAUAAUAAUAACAAUAAUAAUCGUACACCAACUCCAGCAGCUAAUCGUAUACAUCAAUCUCUGUGUGCUAAUAAUGACUCUUCAUUUGUCGCUGGUCCCACAGUACCUGGAGGAGGUGGUGGUGGUGGGAUACCUCCGGCACAAUUAGCGCAAUUAGCUCAUCUUGCUCAAAUGUCUGGUCUUCCGCCUGGUUUUUCAUUUCAGGAUCCAGCAGUGUUGAAUGCUUUCGCUUUGGCUGCAGCAGCAACCUCUUUGGUGGCUAGUGGUGCUAAUCAACCAGAUAUGCUUACAGAUACAAAUAUGUCAACGAAUCCAGUCGAUCGAUAUCGGUCACCGGUUCCGUCAUACACAUCUCCACAACCACAUCAACAACGUUAUCCUCCUACUAAUUCACAAACGCAACAACAACAACAACAGAAAGCGGCAGCUGCCGCAGCAGCAGCGGCAAUGGCCAAUGCUUUUGGUUUACAAAACUUACCAGCUCAAUUUAAUCCACGUCUAUCAUCACAACCGCCAUAAUUAAGACAGCAAUGUAACAAUAUAAGUGUUGUUAUUUUAAAAAAAAUGAAAGAUUAAAAUAACUAAGUGAUUGCGAACUACACACUAUUUUGAUGAUCAGGUUAUAAAAAUUUCCAUAUUACAUUUCUACUAUGUAUUACUUGUAUAUACAGCUUGAUUUUCCCUUUGCCUAUUCUUCUUCUUCUUCGUCUAUUUGUAUUCAUCUUUUUUUUGUUUAAUUAUAAAAAUUCCUAAUGAGUGCACUAUAUUUGUAUGUAUGUGUGUGUGUGCGUAGUGCACUGGAUGAAACCAAUGUACCUACAUUUUCUAUUCUUUUGUGUCAAUGGAUUGAAUGAUAAAUCCAACAUAUACACAUAUAACAUAAAUGGCACAAUUUAUGAAUAUACCUGCUCACAUAUUCAUCAUAAUUUUUUUUAAUAAAUAAUUGGGUUUUUUCAUUGGUUUCUAUUGUAUGUUUUGAUAAACAACAACUAUGUUAUCAUUAUUAUGAUUGAUAUUGAAAAAUUGAACACCAUUCAAUAUUGAUCUUCUUUCUUUCUUUCUUUUCUUUCUCUUAUUUGAUAUUAUACUGAAUAGUAUAACUUAUUCAUUCUCAUUCAUUGUAUGUAAUCAUACUUGUUUAUCUUCUGUAUUUGUGUUUUAUUCUUAUUACUGGAAGAUUACUCUGUGAAGUAUGUUUGACGUCCUUUUAUUGACCCUUUUUUUGCGUAUAUACUAUAUACAUUGAUAUUCUCAUACGAUGUGAACUACUUACUUAAUAAUAAUGAUAAUAUAAACAAUAUGUAGUGUUCGUUC
Schistosoma margrebowiei is the source of this 8628-nucleotide messenger RNA. NCBI's taxonomy places the organism in Eukaryota, Metazoa, Platyhelminthes, Trematoda, Strigeidida, Schistosomatidae. The record is from the annotation of a GenBank genome assembly.